This is a messenger RNA of Porites evermanni, 5742 nucleotides long. The record is from the annotation of a GenBank genome assembly. NCBI's taxonomy places the organism in Eukaryota, Metazoa, Cnidaria, Anthozoa, Scleractinia, Poritidae.
AUGUCGGCUGAAGGCGAAGAAGCUCCCACGGCCGAGGCAACAACGACGGAAGAGAAGCCCGCUGCCGCAGCGGAAGAAGGCGCAGGAGGCGACGAAGCCGAUAGCGCUGCAGAGAAACCCGCAGCAGAAGAAAACGCGAAUGAAGUUCCUCCCGCUUCUGAUGAGGGAACUGGUGAUAAUGAAGCAGCAAAGAAAGAUGGAGAUAAAGGGGACAAGGAUGAAGAGAAAAAAGACCCAGAAAAAUCAACUGAUGGGGAAACGGACGAGAAAAAGGAUCCCGAAAAACAGGAACGAUCAGAGCCAAUUGAAGAAGACCAAGGUUGCUGUUGUGUGAUAGUUUAACCUCGGUAUUUCCAGAGAGGAGACAUAAUUUUGUUAGCUAGCUGACAUGUAUUUUUAUCACCACCAAUUCAGAGAAAAAGAAUCAGUUUUAAAAUAAUGGGGAAGCAAUCUGGAAAUCUUUAACUUUGGAUUAUUCGAUUCUACGAAAGUUCAACGACUUUGCAACCGGGGAGCAAGGAAAACUUUUAUACAAAAGUACACCAACGGAAACAACGUCUAAUUUACAAAAGAAUUUUCCGUCUCAUCGAUCAAUGAUUUUCGCAAAUAUUUUUGAUGGCUUGAUGGAGAUUUCAGUUCUUUCAUAAGCGGAAAUUUACGACUGACAAGUGCGUUAUCGUCGAGUGUUUUUAUUCUUUUCCAACCACACCCUAGUACGUUAGCAAAUUAAUACCAAUGUAGAAUGAGCGGGCCUUUUACCCUUAAUUUGUAUAUAGAGGAAACCUUACAUUUCUCAAAAACAUUGUGAAGUGUUGUAAAUAGAUUUUAGCUAGGAGAGGAAGCAGACAAUUAUUCUAAUUUUUUUUUUUAUAUCAGGGAGUAUAAAUUUUAAUUUCAUCGCCAUCGAAAAUUGUAGUGUAGAUCUGUCAAAUUUUGGUGAUUUUAUUAUUUUACGGGUAAUGUUGAAAUACGACCGAAAUUUUUUUUCUUAUCUGUUUUAUUCAGUGUAAAUUAGAAAUAGAAUGGGUGGAAUAUUCGACAGUUAAUAUUUCUGGUCUUUGUCAAAAACGAUUUCCCAUUUUAACUAGGUCUUGCAGGUAGCAAUAAAAUUUUAAUGAUCAAAACAAAACUGGCUAAGACAGAAAUUGCUGAGAAAUGUCAGCUUUUUGGCACUUCAUUCAAUCUUUCAGCAUUUAAAAAUAUCACUAGAGAAACAGUGAUCGCCGGCUUACCCCCUCGAAUAAUUGAUAUUUUAUGAUGGUUUAAAAAAGUUUUUUAAAAAAUCUGAUUUGCGGGUGGCGUCAGUAUUAUACUACCUGUUUGCUUAUAGUAGAGUUAAAGACAAUUACCUUGAAGCAUCAGCUAUCACAAGAAUCCAUUACUUGAAAUAAAGAAGUUUUUGUUAUUAUUUACUAUUCGUGUCAUUAUAAAAAGUUUCUUCUUGUUCUUUGCCGGCGCAUAAAAUGCCGCUUUCGCCUCGCUUGGCUCGUAAAGCGCCUGUAAUGCAGGCUAGGGCAUCGGAAACAAUGUUUACUUUGCCUGUAAAAUAUAAUAAAUGAAAGCAGUAAAUUGUGUCAAAUAAUUGCAAAACCAGUUUGGUAAAGCGUUGGCGAACUGGUUUUUUGCGCUAAGUGUGGGAGUAAUUAUCACUCCUACCCUUAGCAGCCAAUAAUAUAGCUGCUUAUGGUGGCCUAGAGAAGUCAGCAAUUCCCUUUCCUUGAUAGCGUUUUCACCCUGACUUUUCAACGUGACUUAUUGAAUUAUAGAUGAAUGACUUAGGCUUGUCACUCUUUAUAAGUCAAUUCCGUGCUGCUUUUGAAAGUAAACGCGCGCCUUAUAUUUUAUGCUAAUUGCUUAGAGGCUUAACCUCUAGUUCCAUAUCUUUUUUAGCCAGCCCCGAAUGUCACAUUCAGUAGUUAAGAGCCUUUCGACAGCCUCCUCUGUUCUCCCUCCAUACGACCCCGUUUACGAAUCCUACUCGGUGUCCAGAGUUCAACAUCAUCGAAGUUGUAAACACGUAAAUCUUAUCAGGUGUAAGACGAUAAAAGAUUCUGCGCUCUAUCCGCUUAAAAGACAUCAUUUGGCAACUCUUGCUAGUUUUUAAAUUUUUGACACAUUUUAAAAUAUACUGGCUCGUUUCUCUGCAAGCUUAUGCAGCACCUUAUUUCUCUCAGUGUAAAAACAUAGCAGUUUAGAACAUAUUGAACGAAAGGACCAACACACUUCUAUAUGCAAAGGAAUUUUCUUUGAGGUUUUCUUUUAGUCGUUAUGAUUUCACUUUCCAAAGAACUGAGAUAGAGUUUCCUGUUUCACGGGCAUGUUUUCAAAAAUUUAUUUUCGCUUUCAGAUUAGCCUGAAAUUCAUCCGAUUGCUUCGAGUCGUUUUCUCCUCUCAACAACUACUGAGGGAGUAAUAACGACUCGAAGUAAUCGGAUGAAAUUCAGGCUACUUUCAGAUAUACUGUAUAAAAAAUGCUUUUUACAGUGUUUUAUAAAAUAAUUCUUAUCAGCAACCGCAACCGUGUACGGAUAACGAGUCAAAAAGCCUGAAUGCCCCAUUCGGUUCCAAUCAUGCUUUCAACUUUCAUUUACCUUCCCUCCCCUCCCUAGGGAAACUCACUAAGGCAAGUCAAUGACGUCAAGCUGUCGUUAGACAUUUGACUUCGUUGCCAGACAAAACGUUUUUUAUUUUCCGUUUGCAUUUUGUUUUGUUUUCGAGCAUCUUCCCACAGAAUGCCGCUUCAUGGGCGGCGAACAACAGCCCUUUUAAUUAUUGUAGUUCUUUCAAAUGUCGAUCAGACUGUGAGUGGAAAAAUUAGCAGGACUCAAGGUAAGUAAAAAGAAGUUUGAAAAACUAUAUUUUUGUUGAGGCGCCCGCGUCAAAAAUUCGCUUAAAACUAUUCACUGUUUCGUUCUUUAUCAUUUUGGGCCUGUUCUUUCGAAGUUUACCGUUACUUUUCUUUUAUUCAUUUUUGGAUAGUACUUUCAGUCUGUUGUAAGCUUUUUGACUUUUUUGUUCUUCGUUUGAAAGAUCUUGCCAAAAAAGACUUGAAUGUGGAAAUGCUACACUCAAUUUAUAAUGCUUUUACAAGCUACUUUUAUUAUAAAGCAUCAAAAUUUCUUAUUUACCUGUUUUUAGGCUCCUUUAUUCUUGCGGUAACUUAAAUACCGGCUUGAGUUUAAAUAGUGGUUACCUUAUUGGACAUGUUAAAACUCGUCUAAAACCUAGCCUAACAUGUGCUUGUCAAGGACAUCUUCCUGUACUUCGCUUUCUUGUUAUUGUUCAAAAGUCUUUCUAAACUAGAGGGAAGUUUGUCAAUAAUGAAACAUGCCCUUCGUUUUUACAAUGGCAGUAGAAACCCCUUUUGUUCAUACGAGCAAACACAGGCAAAAACCUCACAAAAUUCCAUUAUCAUCGCGCUAUUUGCUUCACUCAUAAAUUUACAAAAUGAGUGUUUCACAAUCUAGGCAGUAACUGCCGACUGAAAAUCCUAUUUAACUUUAAAAAGUCUCAGAUAUAUGUCGAGGUUCAAUUUUAACUUCGGUUAAAAAGUUCUUUUUUUGUUUUGUUUUGUUUUGGGUAUGAUAAAUAUGAAAUCCGCAACAUUUCAGUUGGAGUUCUCCCAGCUCGCUGUAUCGAGAGGUUGCGUAUCCUUGAGUCAUGCACUGGGGGUAUACCCCUGGAAUACACGCUCUCGCUUGCUCCUCAAAUCCAGCCCCCUGAUUUAAUACGUAAAAUAUACUGAACAGCGAGACAUUUACAACUGAUUCCUCUAAUCUAUUUUUCUUAUUUCAGCAGACGAAGAUGGGGACCUCAAGGUGGGAAUGGUACGAACUUUAACUCACGAUGACAAUAUACAUGGAACUCUGAAUAGGCGCGUUCGUUUGAAUAAGGAGGAAAAUGCGGUUUCUUCUGGAAAUGGCGAAGGUAAGGAGUGGGUGUUUAAGAAAAUGUUAACACGGACUAUAUCUAAUAUGAUAACAUGGACUAACAAGAUUAUAUAAGGAUGCACAGAAGGCUAGAAGCGUGGAAAGCUUAGGGCUGGUUUACGGGGCAAACUUGGAAGGCAGAAAUUUCAUUUCUCAGAGAGUUCUCAAGAGAGAAUGCUAAGGUAGGUCUACGCAAAGAUUAACCUUGAUGUAAUGAAACGUGGCUACUGACUAACCUACUUGAGAUUACGUUAGAGGCAACUGUUAAUGGUAAAUGCAGACAAUUGAUACAAUAAUGUUAAUACAGAACAAAAUAUCUUACCAACAAAGUUGGUUGAUUAACGCGUCCUAAUAAUUUAGGGCCUGUUUAAUUGGAUGUGGGGGACUCCAGGUAGGUGAGUAAACCCGCUUACAUGGCGUAACCCACCUGUCCAUUUAAUCNAACUUUAACUCACGAUGACAAUAUACAUGGAACUCUGAAUAGGCGCGUUCGUUUGAAUAAGGAGGAAAAUGCGGUUUCUUCUGGAAAUGGCGAAGGUAAGGAGUGGGUGUUUAAGAAAAUGUUAACACGGACUAUAUCUAAUAUGAUAACAUGGACUAACAAGAUUAUAUAAGGAUGCACAGAAGGAUAGAAGCGUGGAAAGCUUAGGGCUGGUUUACGGGGCAAACUUGGAAGGCAGAAAUUUCAUUUCUCAGAGAGUUCUCAAGAGAGAAUGCUAAGGUAGAUCUACGCAAAGAUUAAUCUUGAUGUCAUGAAACGUGGCUACUGACUAACCUACUUGAGAUUAAGUUAGAGGCAACUGUUAAUGGUAAAUGCAGACAAUUGAUACAAUAAUGUUAAUACAGAACAAAAUAUCUUACCAACAAAGUUGGUUGAUUAACGCGUCCUAAUAAUUUAGGGCCUGUUUAAUUGGAUGUGGGGGACUCCAGGUAGGUGAGUAAAGCCGCUUACAUGGCGUAACCCACCUGUCCAUUUAAUCACUCAUUUUCAUUUGAUCACGUUUACAUGAUAGGGGUACCCCACCUGGGGUCCCCCUCCUCCAUGUAAACAGGCCCUAAGUGAAACACUGGCUCUCAAGAAACAGUUUUCCUUCACACUUGUGCCUAAACGUCUAAUUAUAAACAUUUGCUUUGAAUAAAAAUUUGCUCACGGAAGGCAAGUUAAAUUUCAAGACAUCCUGCUACAAUUAUUCCUAUUUCAAGCCGAUCACAAGAUUUUUUUUGUCAUUUAUAAUAUGUAGGAGGUGAGCGAAGUGUAGAAAUCAGAGACAUACAUUAUCAAGUCUUCAAUAAGCACCGCGCGCAAGAUACAUCUGACGAUGAAUCCUCCGGAGACAACGGUCGCAGGGGAAAAGUUCAUUUUCACGACGGAAAUACAGAAACAAAAGGCGAGUUUGGUUUCAUCACGGAAGAAGAUGAAGCUAAAUUCCCUGAAGACAUUGAAGAGGCGGCGUUUUCUGGCAGGCAAAACAACAGUCAAGAACGAUUAGGAGUUUUGCACGCUCAUCGGGGCGAGAAGCACGUGAUUAGACCACGUGAUUAUACGGAAGAUACGGAAGAGGGCGACGAAGUUUCAGGAACUGGAGACAGUGAAAGUAAGAAUGUUGAUAAAAAACGCGAUUUACAUUUGCCUCACAGUACAAACAUAGAAGGAAACAAAUCAAAGAAGCGUAAGGUCAAUUUGAUUACUGAAGAACAAAGAACAGAAAGCGAAUCUGGAGAGGAUGAGGAAAGACUUUCAGGAGGUGGAGAAAAGGCUUCAAAAGAAAGUGAUACAGGUGAUGAAUCUUUGUCACUGUUGUUUUCAUCGUAA